AUGGAGGAACAUAUAAGAAAGGGCAGUUUUUGCUCUAGUGCCAGUUUAGCUAUUGUGAGAGUACUCAAGGUGAUACUCAUAAAGAAGGAUGAAAGGGAAGCAUCUCAGAAGAUUCAUAAAAUUUUUCAACCAAUAUAUAUUUAUUGUUUUUUUUUUCAGAUCAUUGUGCUACUGUACGUGGCGAAUACGCAAGCAGAUUUUAAAUGCAUGCCGAACUCAAUUACCUGCUCAGCUAACCGAAAAAGUUACACACGAUGCCCAGCUAAAGGCAUAAUUGAGGAUUUGGCACCCCCAACUAUAUACUUUUGUGCAAGCAACACAUUCUGUGUUUCUUCAGCAGUCAAAAUUGAUGAACCUACAAACACAAAUGUUACCACAUUGCAGCCUACUAGACCGACAACAACUGGAACGACGAUCACCACCACCAGGGGCAUGCCGAUAACAACAACAACACCCACAACUACAACAACACCCACAACUACAACAACACCCACGACAUCAACAACAACAACAUCCACUGAGGAUACGGAACCCACAACAACCACGUCAUUGACAUUGACAACAUCCACUGAGACUACGGAAUCCACAACAUCCACUGAGACUACGGAAUCCACAACAUCCACUGAGCAUACGGAACCCACAACAGCCACGUCAUUGACAACAUCCACUGCUGAGAAUACGGAAUCCACAACAUCCACUGAGAAUACGGAAUCCUCAACAACCAUGUCGUCAACGACAACACCCACAGCCGAUGAGGAAAUAACAUAUAAUGGGCAGGACCCGUCAAUGAAGGCUGAAACUGAUAUCGUUGCUCAUCGAUUAAAACGACAAAUUGCAUCUCAGCCAGUCGGUCCUUGCGUACCAUUGACAUGCCCUGAACGUGGAUUCUUUGGAAUUGGCGCUACUGCUUGCCGAUUAUAUUUUUACUGCGAGAGACCGGGCGGUACACCUUCCCCAAGUGAAUGUCCUGUGGGGCUACAUUUCAACAGUCUAACACUGGAAUGUCAGGACCCAAUCUUGGCAGGUUGUGACCCUAGAUUCAUAGGGCGAACGACUGCUUCUUCAGUUCAAAGAACCACACCACAGACAGUACCUUCACAAACACAACGUCCUUCCAUUCAACCAACAGCUCCUGCCAUGUGCAGAGGGCAGAGGAGAAUGCCAGAUCCAACAAGCUGUAAUCAUUAUUAUAGAUGUAAUCCUGGGAAUCGGCAGUCAACUAGGAUGACUUGUCCACCACGACAGUUUUUUGACACCAGAAGUUUGCGAUGCCAACGGAAUGCUAAUUGUGGAUCUAGGCCGCGUGCCUUGAGGAAUGCAUGAGCCUUAUCCAACUAACAUUCUUGUGCAAAAAUACUAUUAUGCAUGAGAUUACUCUAAAAUGUUUUGUGAGAACUUAAUUAUUAAAAAUAUUUAACUUUUGCAUUUACAAAUUUUAAUAUAAUUUAUCAAAUCAUAAACCAGUAAAUAUACAUAGGCUUAUAAUUUCGAAUGAAAAUCAGAUAACUUUUGUAUAAGUCAUCUAAAGAAGAGUG
Cloeon dipterum is the source of this 1535-nucleotide messenger RNA. Its product is annotated as mucin-2-like. Gene Ontology annotation, cellular component: extracellular region. Gene Ontology annotation, molecular function: chitin binding. The coding region runs from base 1 to 1323 and encodes 440 amino acids. NCBI's taxonomy places the organism in Eukaryota, Metazoa, Arthropoda, Insecta, Ephemeroptera, Baetidae. The record is from RefSeq and is a predicted model, not a curated record. The transcript has 3 exons.